Messenger RNA from Pantherophis guttatus, 4731 nucleotides. It is a transcript of the gene PCBP4, whose product is annotated as poly(rC) binding protein 4. The record is from RefSeq and is a predicted model, not a curated record. Gene Ontology annotation, molecular function: RNA binding. NCBI's taxonomy places the organism in Eukaryota, Metazoa, Chordata, Lepidosauria, Squamata, Colubridae.
UUGAUUUCAUUGUUCCAGGCUGAUGUCACUCCCAGUUGUUACAGACGCUUCUUCGGGUAACAAUGUGGGACUAGGAGGCACAAAGGACCUUUCUGGAGAUACCCCAAAGGCAGCUGUGCACACUUCUAAGCAAAGUACUGUACUUCAGCCACUGAUCAUGCUUAUGGUGAGGCCCAGAAGCAUCUUGAAAAUAAAGGGAGACCAUUAGGAAACUCCAGGAUUAUAGGAAACAAAAACAAUGCAGCAUUCUUUGGUAUUGUUGUGAAGCGUAUGAAUGUGCCCAUAUUAUGACUAGGAGAUCAGCGUCUUUCAUCCUGCCAAGUGAUGGCAUAAGAUCAUCUUUCAAGAUUUGCCGACUUCAACACCUUCUAGGCCCAGGGUGUUGAUUUUCCUUAGAAGCAAAUCCAUGCAUUCCUACACCGUGGCAUCACCAGAUAGGAUGAGUGGCUCAGAUAAUGGAUUGGAGGAAACAGAACUCAGCAUUACUCUCACUCUCCGGAUGCUUAUGCAUGGAAAGGAAGUUGGCAGCAUCAUAGGCAAGAAAGGAGAGACUGUGAAGAAGAUACGAGAACAGAGUACUGCCCGGAUUACCAUCUCAGAAGGAUCCUGCCCUGAGAGGAUCACUACCAUUACAGGUUCCACGGAUGCUGUUUUCAGAGCUGUUUCCAUGAUUGCCUUCAAGCUGGAGGAGGACUUGGGAAAUGGAGCAACCAAUGGAGGUACCGUCUCCAAACCACCCGUAACACUGAGGCUGGUCAUCCCAGCUAGCCAGUGUGGCUCACUCAUUGGCAAAGGUGGAGCCAAAAUAAAGGAAAUCCGAGAGACAACAGGUGCUCAAGUCCAGGUGGCUGGAGACCUUCUCCCCAAUUCCACUGAAAGGGCUGUAACAGUCUCUGGAGUACCAGAUGCCAUCAUCCAGUGCGUGCGACAGAUCUGUGCAGUUAUACUGGAGUCACCCCCAAAAGGUGCCACGAUUCCUUACCAUCCCAGCUUGUCCUUGGGACCGGUUCUCCUGUCAGCCAAUCAGGGAUUUUCCAUGCAAGGACAAUACAGUGGAAUAUCUCAAGCUGAGGUGACAAAAUUGCAGCAGCUUUCGGGACAUCCUGUCUCAUUUUCAUCCUUGGCACAAACUCCAUCUCUAGUUGCAGGCCUGGAUGCAAACUCUCAGAAUAGCUCUCAGGAGUUUCUGGUUCCCAAUGAUCUGAUUGGCUGCAUCAUUGGCCGCCAGGGGAGCAAGAUCAGUGAGAUUCGGCAAAUGUCCGGAGCACACAUCAAGAUCGGGAAUCAGACAGAGGGGUCUGCUGAACGUCAUGUGACCAUCACAGGCACACCGGUCAGCAUCACUUUGGCUCAGUACCUCAUCACAGCCUGUUUAGAGACGGCCAAAUCUACCUCCCAGACGCCCCCCGUUGACCUCGGCAUGACUUUCUCCCAGUCCCUCACCCCUUCGCCAGCCCCAGCGCUGACAGCAGUGGCCGCACCUCCCCCAGCCUUGCUUGGUCCCCCCUAUGCCAUCUCCCUCUCCAACUUCAUCGGCUUGAAACCCAUUCCCUUCUUGACACUGCCCCCUUCCUCAGCCACGGGGCACAAUGGCAACCUUGCCACCUACACGACCAAGAUCUCCACAGCCAAUGCAAGCAAGAAGGGUGAGAGACAGAAGUUCUCCCCAUACUGAAGCAGGAAGGUGGGCUGUGGGGCAGGGAGGGGAAAAUUGGGGGGGGGCCUCCCAUGCUUCACGAGAUGGCAUCAACAUCAGGCCACUCCAAAAUGAGGUUACAUGGGGGAAGACUAAGUAUGAUGUGAGAGGCAAAUCAAUUGUAUUGGAAAAUAAGGAGAUGAGAGAGAAUAUAACCUCGGCAGCUGUUGAGAGCAGUGCUGACUAAGAGUCCAGAGAGAGAACUGGUUCUUCUCCAUAGUUCCUACUUGAUCCUAGCUGAGAAGUCUGUAGUGAUUAAGACCAUCUAAACUUAAAGUUUCACCUCCGUUGGACAAUUACUGCUCCACACUCAAAGUGUUAUGAUUUUUUUACCUUCCAUAAAUAUAUCUGAUCUCCUUCAGGAAAUGGCUUCUCUCACCAUCUGAUUUCCUGUGGUGUUGUUAGGAAAUCUACCGGUUUACUUAGAGAAAAAUUGAAUCAUACACAAAUUCUCUAUUUCAAAUUGAAGGCACUGGAGGUCUUGGGAAAGGUCUUAACUCAAUUGUGGGAGUAGAUGAAGCUUAUUUGACCAAUGGUAAUGAUAGAGUAUAUCCUGUGCCACUGCUAUAUCUCAUGGAUGGUUGUUUUCAGGGGGGGAAAAUGGGGAAAAAAUCUGACUGAUAAAAGAAGAAGAAGGCAUGUAGGAUUUAAAUAUGAUGGAACAUACCAAGAAGCAAACUUUUUGGUUCUCUGUUCUAAGUAUUUCUCUCUUGAUAUGAAACUGCUUAUGUAUCUCAUUCUAACUAUAUAAGAAUCUCAAUUUUUUUUUAAAAAAAAAGUCAUGGCUGUAUCGGACAAACACACAGGGCUCUGAAUUUUUGCUUCCCCCUAAAAGCUGCUAGAAUAAAAAGAGACUGAAAGGAGUAACUUUUACCAGAGGCCCUCUCUUGUUGACAGGGAGUUGCAUAGCAACCAUUGGCUUAUAUUUGGCUUCCCUGCUAAAAACCUGAGCAAAGGCUAAUCAGAUAGUGUAGUACAUUACUAAAUUUGAAUCUCCAGCACUGGCUGCCAAUUCUACUUAGUCUCAAUGGAAGACACCUACUCCAAGGUCUUUUUUAUGGCAGAUACCUCAGGAAAACUCUUCUUAGCAGGUCAUAGAAUAGCUAUCAUGCCAUGAACACAUCUUUGAAUUUAUCUUGCCCUCAUGGGAUGUUGUCUCCAAUGAAUGCUUACUAAUACUGUUCAAUCCCUCAUAGUUCAGCUCUAAGCAGGCUUACUCAGUAAUAAUAAUAAUAAAAAUAAAAAAAAACACCCUGUUUACUCUAAGCAUAGGAAACUGCCACCUAAUAGCAAGUCCAACUACCAGCCAUCUCUGGUUCUAUGUUGUCUCUUGUGCUAGCUGAUAGUGGCUCUCCGAGGUAUCUGAGAGAAAGUUUCUCAGCUUUACCUGAAGAUGACAAGGAUUACAUCUGGCACCUUUUCAAUGCAGCCUUAAGGAAUGAGUACAUGCUCCAAAAAGAGUCCCCCAUUAUCCCCAUUCCCUCUUAUCUAUUGCUAUUGGGAGGGUACUUGUCAAUGCAGAUAAAUUCAUGUGAGUGAAGAGACAGGAAUUGUAAUUGAUCCUGACUCUUCUGUCUAAGAUAAAGUGUCAUUCCAGAGAUAUACAACCACGUUGCUACAAUUGGUAAUCAUCUCAAUAAAUUGAGGUCCUGUCUAGCAGGAAUUCAGCAUAGCUUGCUCCUGAGUAAAUAGUUACAGGUUUGCAAUGUACAGAAAAUAUACUGCCAAGCCAAGGAUUUUACAACCAAGUUCCUAACUGGUUAUAAACAGUAUAGCUUCUCCAAAGUGACUGAGAUUGCUGACUCAAGUUGGCAUUUUGUAUUUCUUUAUUCAAAUACUACAAGGUUAAUAACUGUUAUCUUUAUAAGGCACUGGAUGGAAUGUGCUUGUUCAGUGAAUCAGGCUAGAAAAGAAACUGAACUUGCCUUUUGCUCUGCCUCUCCUGUGGAACCAACUGACUCAUUAGCAAAGCCCAGGGCUGUGUGUAGUGUCUGCAUUCAAGUAAAACAAAACAGAAAUAUUUAAAAUUCUGCAUGCACGCAACCACAUCCUGUGCCAUAAAAAGUUCGUUAUCUGACCUGUAUAAAAUAUGCAACUAUACAUACAUAUCUCCUUUGUGCAUGGUAAUUUUGGGAGAGGAAUGUUUGUUUGUUUGCAUUGUACCCAGAUUUACAAUUCAUGGGAGAAGCAAGAAAAUCAACCUGCCCCUUUCUAAAUAAAUGCUAGUUCCCAAGCAGCACAUCCUGGUUUUUUUUGUUUUUGUUUUUUUGCUGGAUUCCUCUAGGAAUCACAGGUUUCACACAGCCCUGAUUAUGUUGAGCUCACGCAAUUGGGUACGAUGCCAAAGGUGUCUGGAAAAAAAAAAAUUAACCAGGCUGACCAAAAAAAAACAAAAAAAAACAUUUCAGGAUAAUUGGGUUUAAGGAUAUCUGCAGAUGCGGAACGUUGAAAGGCAGUGGCAUCUGUUUGCUGACGAGACUAUUUCAUACCACUUUGGAUGGUAUAGAAAGGUCACCGUACAUGUGUAAGUCAUUGACUGUAUGGUGGUUAAAGGUUUGCCAUCAGUGAAGAAAUGCUGUAGGUUUACUGAGCUAAUGAGAUAAAAUUCUCAGAGGGUGUAAAUCAAUAUGCAUCCCACUAUUUUGAUUUCACAAGAAAGGGAAGGAUUGGAGCAAAAAACAAAAAGCAGGGGGGAAAGGGGCUAUUCUUAUAAAUCAACCCAACCAGUUGUCCAUUUGGCACUAUACCCUGGCUGGUACAGAUCUCUUUAAUUUCCCUCUAUCACUUCCUGGCAAAAAGCUCUCAUCUUUUCUUGCAGCUCUGAGGAAUUUCCCUCCUACCCCAUAAUCCCCUUUGGCUUAUCUUUGGAAAUGCUGUACAUAUAAUUCUAUAUUUUUCCUCCUUUGUAACUUAUCAUUGAUUUAAUAAAAAUAUAAACUUUGUCAACUGAGAAUUAAUUGUUGUACCUUUGAGUCAGGCAAAAUCCAGAAAGUAUUAGCUGGUCACUGGAAUGAUUAAUAAAAGGGGAAAAAAGA